This is a messenger RNA of Penicillium concentricum, 1623 nucleotides long. RefSeq lists its product as uncharacterized. Bases 1 to 1623 code for a protein of 540 amino acids. Gene Ontology annotation, cellular component: cytosol. Gene Ontology annotation, biological process: guanine metabolic process. NCBI's taxonomy places the organism in Eukaryota, Fungi, Ascomycota, Eurotiomycetes, Eurotiales, Aspergillaceae. The record is from RefSeq and is a predicted model, not a curated record. The transcript is spliced from 2 exons. Gene Ontology annotation, molecular function: guanine deaminase activity; zinc ion binding.
AUGGGCUCGACAACGGACUAUGGUUUUGACUAUGUCUUUACUGUCUACCGCGGCACAUUCAUUCAAUCGAUUCUGCCGGACUCGGGAUCCAAGCCUGAAUUGUCUCGCAAUCAAGGCGCUUUGUGGGUCGCUGCUGCUGAUGGCCGCAUUAAAGGCUGGGACUGGGAAGCUAGUGAUGAAAAUGGAUUCGCCGAAUUGAUGGAUCGGAAUGGGUGGGUUGAUAUCGAUGCCGUUGCGGCCCAGGGCCAAGUCAAUGGUCAUGGUUCAAAGAUCAGAGUGAAGAUUGUCACCGCAAGCGAGGAACAAAAUGAAUUCUUCUUCCCUGGUUUUAUUGACACCCACAUCCAUGCCCCGCAAUACCCCAACGCGGGCCUCUUCGGCUCAUCAACACUUCUGGACUGGCUAGAGACCUACACAUUCCCAGUAGAGUCACGCUUCGGGUCACCACCAGACCCAAAAACGGGACACCAAACCUCAACCGACCCCAAAGAAGCACCCAUCCUAGCCCAGCAAAUUUACGACCAAGUAAUCUCCCGCACUCUAUCCCAUGGCACAACCUGCGCCUCCUAUUACGCAACAACCCACGUCCCAGCCACAAACGCCCUAGCAUCACUAUGCCACAUCCGCGGCCAACGCGCCUUCAUCGGCCGCGUAUGCAUGGAUAACCCAGACUUCUGCGUAGACUACUACCGCGAUUCCAGCGCCGAAGACUCUAUCGUCGCAACCCGCCAGACAAUCGAGUACAUCCACACCCUGGACCCAAAAGGAAAUCUCGUCAAGCCGAUCGUCACACCCCGCUUCGCGCCCACGUGCACGAGACCCGCAUUGCAGAGUCUUGGCGACUUGGCAGCUAGCUAUUCGCCCCCUUUGCAUAUCCAGACCCACAUCUCGGAGAAUAUCAACGAGCUUGCGCUUGUUAAGGAGCUUUUCCCGGAGGCGGAUAGCUAUGCUGCUGUUUAUGAUAAAUACAACCUCCUCACGCCGCGUACGAUCCUCGCGCAUGCGGUGCAUCUCACGGCGGAUGAGCGGGCUCUGAUCCGUGCGCGCGACGCUAAGAUCUCGCACUGUCCCGCGUCGAACGCGGUGCUGGGGUCGGGGAUUUGUCCUGUUAGGACGCUGCUCGAUGAAGGGAUUACGGUUGGUCUCGGGACCGAUGUUAGCGGUGGGUACAGUCCUAGUAUUCUUGAGGCGGCGCGACAGGCUUGUCUUGCUUCGCGGUUGCUGAGUCAAUCGGCUCCAUGGCGAAGGGAUAAUCCUUCGGGCGUGGAUGGGAAUGGCUCGGAUGGACGGGAGAAAUUGUCGGUUUCUGAAAGUCUUUACCUUGCUACGCGUGGUGGAGCGGCGGUUGUUGAUAUGGCGAGUGAUGUUGGUGGGUUUGAUAUGGGGAUGUUGUGGGAUGUGCAGUUGAUUCGCCUUGGUGGGGUUAUGUUAGUGGAUAAGAGUCCGCUGAAUGUUGUUACUGAUGGUACUGCGGAUCUUGUGAAGGCUGGUCCUGUGGGAAAUGUUGAUUUGUUCGGGACGGAGAGUUGGGAGGAGAAGAUUCAGAAGUGGGUUUGGGCUGGCGAUGAUCGGAACGUGAAGGCUGUCUGGGUUGGGGGGAGAUUGGUUCAUUCAAGGGUGUAA